AGUACUGUAUUGACUGUCUAUCUGUAAUAAGUGCGCGAUUUUCGUUCAUUUAUUCUUUUCUUCGGAAUUAAUUUUCCCUUCAAGCAAUUACAGCGUUAUGCAUAUUUCAAGUCUAUUUCUUCUUGUGUUUGUGGUAUUCUUGGGGAUUUUUUACAUCCAAAAGAAAUAUCGUUUUUGGAAGAAUCGUGGGGUGCCCUAUGUAAAACCAACAUUCCCCAGAGGGAAUUUUUCUACACUUGGGAAAACCGAACAUUUUGCCGAAAUUCUCAAGAAAUUCUAUUUUGACUUGAGAGAUCGUGGAAAAGUUUUGGGGGGAAUUUAUUUUAUGACACAACCAAUUGGCCUAAUAUUGGAUUUGGAUUUUGUGAAAACUGUGCUCGUGAAGGAUUUCCAGUAUUGCCCAGACAGGCCAUUUUACAUAAAUGAAAAAGACGAUCCACUAACGUGCCAGCUAUUUUCAGUUAGAGGUGAGCAAUGGAGGAAUUUACGAUCAAAAUUGUCACCAACAUUCACGAGCGGAAAAAUGAAGCUCAUGUUCCCAAUUGUACGAGAUAUUUCGGAUGAAUUUAUCAAGUGUCUCAAAAGGGAUCUUGCGAACAAGAAGGAAUUGGAGCUCGGUGAAUAUUUAUCACGCUUUACAAUUGACAUAAUUGGAAGUUGUGCCUUUGGCAUUGAUUGCAAUAGUCUUCGUGAUCCAGAUACUGAAUUUUUCGCAAUUGGUGAGAAAGCUUCAAAAAUGGCCCUUGAAAGGACUUUUAAACAUUUAUUCAUGGCUUCAUUUGCGCGAUUGUCUGUGUUUUUGGGCCUAAAAUCCUUCAGCAAGGAUGUGACAGACUUCUACACGAGAAUUGUAAGAGAAACAAUGUCUUACAGAGAGAAGAUGAAUAUUAAGAAAAAUGAUUUUAUGAGUAUGCUAAUGCAGUUGCAAAAUACAGGAAGUCUCGAAGAUGACCCCACAUCUAACACUGAACAUCUUUCCUUCAAUCAAGCUGUUGCAAAUUCAUUUCUCUUCCUCGUUGCCGGCUAUCACACUUCAGCAACGGCCAUGGAGUUUUGUUUAUUAGAACUUGCUAAUCAUAUCAAAAUACAGAAUCAUGUGCGGGAAGAGAUAACAAGUGUUCUAAAAAGCAAUGGCAAUGAACUCACAUACGAAGCUUUAGCUGAGAUGAAGUAUUUGGGUCAAGUUAUUAAUGAAACACUGCGUAAACAUCCACCCGCGGCCCAAAUAAUUCGCAGUAUCACAAAAAACUACAACGUACCCAGUAUGAAUUUGGUAUUGGAGAAAGGAACCCGCCUUUUUAUUCCAGUUCUCGGCAUUCAUCAUGAUCCAGAAAUUUAUCCAGAUCCACAAAAAUUCGAUCCUGAACGCUUUAGUCCUGAAGCAGUAAAGUCACGUCAUCCGUAUGCUUUUCUCGCCUUCGGUGAAGGACCAAGAAAUUGCAUUGGUGCUAGAUUUGCAAUGAUGCAGAUGAAAGUUGGAUUAACAUGCCUCCUGAUGAACUACCAAUUCACUCCAAGUGAUAAAGCUAAUUAUCCAAUUGAAUAUAAAAAGAGUUCACCUCUUUUAAGUCCUAUCGGGGAUUGUUGGUUAAAAGUUGAGAAAAUAAAUUGAAUAAAGUUAAAUUGCUAAAAA
This is a messenger RNA of Lutzomyia longipalpis, 1633 nucleotides long. Its product is annotated as probable cytochrome P450 6a13. NCBI's taxonomy places the organism in Eukaryota, Metazoa, Arthropoda, Insecta, Diptera, Psychodidae. The transcript is spliced from 3 exons. Gene Ontology annotation, molecular function: oxidoreductase activity, acting on paired donors, with incorporation or reduction of molecular oxygen; heme binding; monooxygenase activity. The coding region runs from base 98 to 1612 and encodes 504 amino acids. The record is from RefSeq and is a predicted model, not a curated record.